GGCGGUAAUGUACCAAUCCACUGUUUGUUAUCCGCUAAUGGACGUCAACAAGAAGAAGAAGAAGAAGAAGAAGAAGCGGACGAAGAAGAAGAAGUUCUUCCAGCGAGCAUUAGCAGCUAACUGAAUGAAUGAAACUGACUCUCAGUCAGAUUUAAAAUGUUUUCUAUUAACGUACGCAGAUCAGGAGCUCGUGCUGUUAGUCGGUACUUGCUCGGUAACGGUUUGUUUCUGCCGCAAACAGCAAAGUUUUCCUCCUGUUUGAGAGGAAGGAGCGGACAGCAGCUCGCGGUCCGGGCGGCUGGAAGGUCGUUCAAUCAGGUGAAGUCCAGCCGCCCCAGCAGCCACGGUCUGUCCACCGCGUCCGACUCCGAGGACGGAAACCUGAUUUACUCCGGCAGCCUGGGCAGCGCCGUGCGGGGGGUGAAGAUGUUCUCGUACAGCACCAGCGGUGCCAGCCUCUUCCUCAUGCCACAGAUCCUCCUGAAAACCGGAAUCGGGGUGAAGAGCGUCGCCCUGCAGGUGGCUUUCUGCGGUGUGAUCGGCUUCUUCACCUUCCUCACCCCCUUCCUCCUCCACCUGGUCACUAAGGGCUACGUAGUCCGGCUGUACCACCACCCGGACAGGGACACCUACACUGCCGUCACCUACAGUGUGUUCCUGACUGAGAAGAAGUGUGUUUUCCACCAGAACCAGGUCAGAAUCCCUGCCGUCAGCAAGAUCACCACCUUCUACGCUGGCCAGGUGGGGCUGCUGGUCAACCCAGACCUGUUCCCCAUUCCCCAUGACUACAACCACCUGAUGGGCUACGAUAAACCCUUCAGCUUCAGCACAGAGGACAUGGACCAACCUGAUAAGAGCUGAAAGACAUGCUGCUGCUCCUAGAGAUUUACUGUUUAGUGUUAAUAAAUAUUACAUUUUAAUUGUAUGACCUAGUUUUUUUACUGCAGAAGUUUAGGAACUCGUAAAAUAAAACUGUUCGUCCUAUGCACCUUCAGGGCUGCAGGGGGUCCACCGGGUUCCGGUCAUCUGUCCAUCACAGAGAUAAUAAAAAUCUAAUUCUGUCAUAUUUCCCACAAUGAAUGAUUUAUUUCUGCUGUUGGGUCAGAACAUCUUUCACACAGCUUUACCUCGUCAGGUGUGUGUGAAUAAACUCAGUUGUGGCCUUUUCGAGCUCUUGUACUUCCACUGAGGCCAAACAAACCAAAAUAAGUUCAAGUUGUACAGAGACGCUGGACAUGAUCUGAGUUUUCCAUGGUUCAGACGGGAGUUCAGUGCUCUGUUUACUCCUGUUCCUCCUGAAGUCAACAGUCAUCUCUUCUGUUUGUGUUCUAGAUGAGGCGAUUGUUUCUGCCUCCAUCUCACAAAACUGAACCAGUUCUCUGUACUCGGCUGAUACUCCUGAACCUGCAGAGUAAUCGGUGUUUCCUCUGAUGACCGGACAGAGUUGUAUUGGAAGUUUCCUCCUUGUGUGGAGUUUCUUAUUUAGCUAAUUAACUUGGUUUUGGAGGCUUAAUCAAUUGAUCCUGAUGAUCAACAACACCUGUUGCCAUGGAUACUCUUGAAACCAUUCAAGCCUACAAAGGAGCGUGAAAAAUCUCUACGGUUGGAUGUCUGUAAAAAGUCAAAUGUAAACCAACCAAUUCCAAAGACGUCAGGACUGGUAAAUAAAACCAGAAUGCAGUGAUUUCCAGAUCUCAUCAGACAUAUUUUAUCCCCAGUAGAAGGUAAAUAACAUAUCAGAUGACAUUUUACCAUUUCAUGGAAAACGAGCUGAUUCUGAAGAAUUCCCAGCAAAACCUGACCUGCUGAAAUUUGCUGCCACCUAAUGGUAGCUUUGGUUAUUAAUCAAAAUUUAUUUAUGAAGCACUUUUAAAAACAAUGGUUGACCAAAGUGCUGUAUGUAAUGAACAUAAGACAAGAUGACAGAUGUCUCAGUUAUGAUUCAUAAUG
Molecule: messenger RNA, 1950 nt
Organism: Melanotaenia boesemani (Boeseman's rainbowfish)
Lineage: Eukaryota; Metazoa; Chordata; Actinopteri; Atheriniformes; Melanotaeniidae
Gene: tmem70
Product: transmembrane protein 70
Biological process (GO): mitochondrial proton-transporting ATP synthase complex assembly
Cellular component (GO): mitochondrial membrane
Source: RefSeq, a predicted model, not a curated record